UUUUCUCAGGAGCAUUAUACAGCAAAAGGGGAGGAGUGGGUAGGUUGCUAUGCCAUUGUUCUAACUGGAAUGUCAGGUCUGGAGACAUCCCUAGAUGAUAGGUAGUGAUAAGGAAAUUCUGAGGGUCUGUAAAUGUUUGCUCACAGGGAGAAUGCUAAUUACUUCUGGGUACUGGGGGUCUUCAAGUCUACAGGCAUACUUAACUCACAGGGAGAGAUAAGAAGAUACUGGGUUAUUUCCUGGGCCUGGAACUUGUCCUACAGGGGUGAAUAUCUUACUUAAUUUGUGAACUAAGAUGGCUGGACUAUAACCAAAUACAGGUAUUUGCUCCCAGUAGGGACUUAGUUUUCUUUCUUCAAAUUAUAUCCUUAAGAAAAUGGUUUGAUAACAGAGUGAAGAAUGAGCCACUUUUGGAAAUGAUACAGUCUUUAUAGAGUAAUAAUGAACAGCAAACUGACAGGACUAAUAGCAUAAAAAAUAAAAAGUUAGCUAAAAAAAAUUAAUACUACUGAAAAGGAUAACAUUAAUCUGCUAGACAAAAUUCAAUCCAUGUCAAUGGAUACUGAGAAAUUAUCUGAAUGAAUUCACACUGUUGAAUUUGACAACCAAAAUCUGUUAGAAGGCUAUGAUAGGUUAGCAGAUAGAGUAUCCCUUAAAGAAGGCAAUUUACACACUAACCAAAUAAUGUGCAAGAAUAAGAUGUUAUCUUUACAGGAAAAACUUCAGACCUUGGAAUCACAUGUACAGAAUGAGAACCAGAGGCAGGGUGCCUCAAUGAAAUCACUAGAAAUAUAUACAGGACAAGAGAUUUAGGUUUUACAAAUGAUAGUACUAAAAAUAUUUGAAGUGCUUGAGGAAAUUAUUGAGGGACUGAUGAACAGGGAAUGAAUGUUCAAGGACAGGCUAUAACAUCGCCAGUACCUGUAAGAGUCAGAGAUGACUUAGCCAGGGUUUUAGCUUCCUACUCUGUAAACAACUCUGAAAAGCAUCAAGCUCUAAAUGCCCCAAAUGAUCCAAAGAAUGUAGUUGAAUACCUAUAGGUAUGAAUGAUCUAAAAGUAAUUAAGCAAGCAGUAGUAUCUUAUGGCUUACAUUCAACAUUUGUUAGGGGAGAUGGUAAAGACAAGGGCUUCUAGCCACGUGAUUGGCUUCAAUUAGUUUCAGCAGUCUUGGAAGAUGGGCCACAAGUACUGUGAAAAUGCUAUUGGAAAGAAGAGUAAAACAUUUUAGAACUACAGGGAAAGUCAAAAGGAUUGAGGCUUCCCAAGAUCAAAUUCUUGGCAAGGGCUUUUAUGCUAACCCACAGGAUCAAGCUCUUUACCAUGAGCAAAUCUUGUCCUUAUGCCACACAGAAGCCUUAAAUACUUGGGACAGGAUUCAAGAACUAGGAAAGCUAAUUGAAUCAUAUACCAGGGUUAAACAGGGCCAGAGAGAACCCUGUAGUGACAUUUUACAAAGAUUAACUAAGGCUGUACAAGUAGAAAUAACAGACCCAGAAGCUAGAUGAGUACUUAAUGAAUCUCAUUCUUUUAAAAAUAUCAACUUAGAAUGCAAAAAGAUACUUGGGCCUUUAAAGGUUAGAUCAGCAGCAAUAGAUGACUGGAUCCUGCAUACAAUGAACGUUGAGACAUUUGACUAUAAUACUGAAUAUUGGGUAGGAGAAGCAAUUUCCAAAGGUAAGAGGAGACAUCAAAAUGCCAAAUGUUUUAAUUGUGGUAGAAUAGGACAUCUAAGAAGGAGUUGUAGACAAGGAAUUCCUAGGAAUAAUGUCUCCUCUGGAAAUGGCAAAAAUAAAUGGUAUUAACAUUCUGGAUUAUAUAGGAGGUGUGGCUAAGAAAGACAUUAGAACAAUGAAUGCAGAUCAACAAAAGACAGACAGAGCAAACUGAUACAAUUGGGAAACUCCUUGAGGGGAAUCUCGCAGGCCCCCAAGGAAAACGUGGUCCAGUCAUUACCAGUCCCUGUAAAGGACAUGUAUCACCAGGAAAAUUAAAAAUUCAUGACCUGCUGUCAUAAACCAUAUUGUCCUGGAUGGUGUAGUAAACAUGGGGGAUGAAUCAAAAAUUCCAAUAAGAAAUAGAAGCAUAUAUUGUGAGAGACUUCUAUAAAUGAUCAAAGAACACAGGUAAGAAUGUGUGUAAAAGACAUUGUAAUUGAGGAAUUACUAGGCACGGAUGUGGACAUGAGUUUCAUUACUCCAGAAUCUUGGCAUCCAAAUUGGCCUUUUCAAGAGGCAGAUAUUCAAUUUCUAGGAAUUAGAACCCUAUCUGAAGUGAAACAAAGCACAAGAUGGUUAAAUGCAUAGGGCAAGAAGGACAGAGAAGAAGCCUGAGGCCCUAAAUGGCUAAUAUCACAGUCAAUACAUGGAGUCAUGACUUGCUGCAGCAAUGGAAUACCCAGAUUAGCUUUAUUGUUUCUGGGAAGGAUAUUGUAAGGUACUAUAUACAAAGGUCACUGCCAUUCAGGCUGUAUAAGAAUACAAAGCAACUGACAAACCUUUAGAGGUACCAACAGACCUACCUUUAAAAUGGUUAACUGAAAAACCAAUAUGGGUUAAUCAAUGACCUUCAAUAAAAGAGAAACUGCAGGCUUUAGUACAUCUGGUAUAAGAGCAACUUGAUGCUCAUCAUAUUGAAGAAUCAACCAGCCCUUGGAACUGUCCUGUAUUUGCUGUUAAAAAGAAAUCUGGAGCUCUUGCUGCAGCAAGGCGAGUGGGAGCACCUGGAGCGCAAGCUCAGAACGAGACUCCACAGGUUGUAAGAAAAUGGCAGACAAGCCAGUCAUGGGGGAAAUAGCCAGCUUCGAUAAGGCCAAGCUGAAGAAGACCGAGACUCAGGAGAAGAACACCCUGCCGACCAAAGAGACCAUUGAACAGGAAAAGAGGAGUGAAAUUUCCUAAAAGCCCAGACUGGAGGAUUCCCCCACCCCACCCCGUCAUCUCCAAGACCCCUUAGUGAUGUGGAGGAAGAGCCACCUGCAAGAUGGACGCGAGCCACAAGCUGCACUGUGAACCUGGGCACUCCGCGCUGAAGCCACUGGCCUGCAGGGUCUCUGAAGGGGGACCCCCCACUAAUCGGACUGCCAAAUUUCACCGGUUUGCCCUGGGAUAUUAUAGAAAAUUAUUUGUAUGAUUGAUGAAAAUAAAACACCUCGUGGCA
Alexandromys fortis (reed vole) is the source of this 3157-nucleotide messenger RNA. RefSeq names its product thymosin beta-10. The transcript has a single exon. The record is from RefSeq and is a predicted model, not a curated record. Bases 2764 to 2898 code for a protein of 44 amino acids. NCBI's taxonomy places the organism in Eukaryota, Metazoa, Chordata, Mammalia, Rodentia, Cricetidae. Gene Ontology annotation, molecular function: actin monomer binding. Gene Ontology annotation, biological process: actin filament organization; regulation of cell migration. Gene Ontology annotation, cellular component: cytoplasm.